Molecule: messenger RNA, 1719 nt
Organism: Cynoglossus semilaevis (tongue sole)
Lineage: Eukaryota; Metazoa; Chordata; Actinopteri; Pleuronectiformes; Cynoglossidae
Gene: ttc24
Product: tetratricopeptide repeat domain 24
Exons: 13
Coding region: 177-1688 (503 amino acids)
Molecular function (GO): protein binding
Source: RefSeq, a predicted model, not a curated record
UCCGGGUUGCCGCAGCAACAGAGUCAAACUUUGGAGGAGGAAAGAGACACAAAAUACAGAAACACAGUCGCAAAAUAUUCAUUCGAGAAAAAAGGUAUUUUGUUGGAACCAGAUAACUGUUAAGUCAGUCAACUUAUUAAAGUCUGCUCCAACUCGAUCCAAGUGUCUGAUCAGUCAUGGCGUCUGAUGCGGCGGCCUCUGGUGGGAAAAAGACAAAAACAAUGAAGGGGAUUGAAGAGCUGACAAACGCGGGCCAUCGAGCUCUGACCGAACAACGUCACAGUUACGCUGUCACCUGCUUCAAGGACGCUUUAAAAUCUGCAAAGCAGCUGCAGGACUCUCGGGUGGUCCGGGCUUGUACCUACAACCUCGGUGCGGCUUAUGUAGAAUCAGGACAGCCUCAGAAGGGUCUGGAAUUCUUGCGGCGAGCUCAGUCCGGUCCAAAGGCCGAGCGGCUCCCAGACCUUCAGUUCAACUUCGCACUGGCCCACAAUGCACUGGGUCAGAGCACUGAGGCUGCCGCCCACUUCCUGCAGGCUGCUCAGCUGUACAGGUCACAGGGAGAUGGAGGCAGCGAGGGAGACGCCUGCAUGGAGAUGGGCCAUUGCUACAGCAGGACCCAGGACUGGUCUCUGGCGGUCCAGGGUUUCCUCCGCGCUGCAGAAAGCUACAAAAUGGCUGACAUGUUACACUCUGCAGCCGCUGCCCUGAAGCAGGCGGGAAAUCAUAUGAUCCAAUCACAGCAGUUCAGUAGUGAUGACAUCACAGGCGUGCUAGACGAGUGUCUGUCCUUGACCCACGGCAUCAGCGAGCCAAGGAUUCUGGGUGAGCUGUACCUAUCAGUGGGCGUGUCUUUCUGCAGACUGCGCUGUUUCCCUCAGGCGCUACAGUGUUUUCAAAAUGCUGUGAGUCCUGCCGCUCAGUGGCCUCCUCUGCUGGCCAAAGUCACACACAACCUGGGAGCUGCUCUGAACUCUGUGGGUCAGUUCAAGUCUGCCCUGGUGUACCACAGACAGGCGGCUGGACUCUACGGCUCCCUGGGCUGCCGUGGAGAUCAGGCUCGCUGUUUCAGUAACCUGGCUGUAGCUUGCAGUGAGCUGGGUGAUGAAGAGGGGGCAGCAGAGAGCUUCAUACACGCCCUGCAGGGAUUCACAGACGCAGAGGAGCACCUGUCUCAGGUGCAGGUGUGUGUGUCCUUGGCUAAGUUUUACCUGAGGCAGAAGAAACAUCAUAAAGUGGUUCAACUCUACAAACAGGCUCUGAGUGCAGCCUCCCACUGUGAGGACACUACUAUUCGGGAUCAGCUCUUGGAUCAGCUGAUGACAUCACUGCAAAGACUGAACCUGCAGAGACCACGCCCCGGCAGGAUGCGACCAAAAGGCUUCCCUGUGGAACUAAAGUCCGACAUCAUAGACAGUCCAGGAAGUGAAACCAAUCAGGAGCAGGAUGAGAACAGAGAGGAGCGCUCAGAGGAAGACGCUCCAGGUGGACAGGAAGCUGCGGAGCGUUAUGAGAAGCCAGGGGGCGGAGCUUCUGGAGAUGCAGGUGUGGACAGACAGAAGUCUAACUCCAACAGUAAAACGUCAUUGGUGCAGCAGACAGAGGCCCCGCCCAACAGCCACACUGAGCUGACACACGCCACUUCUCUGGUGGGACGGUUGAGGUCCAGGUUCUGUUCUCUGAUGUAGAUGAAGUCCACAUCAACUGAUCUCUGGACUG